CGUCGCGGGUGGCUGCGGAGCAGAGUCCGGGUGGAGUGAGCGGAGAAGGAGGAGGAAGAUGGUGGAGGGGGAGGCCGUGCUAGCGGCUGAAGUGAAAGCGUCUUUCCAGGUUUCCUGCUCACCAGCGCGCAGCUGCCGCCCUCCGCAUCUGUGUCAGACCUGCUGCUGCUGUUGUACGCAGUGAGUGAGGCUGCCGCACAAGUCCCGAGCAAAAGCUUCAACACACACAAUGUCAGUAGAAUAAGUGAGGCACCUUCUAGAACCUGCCAUGAACCAUUUUGAGGGACCACCUGAAGGAGAGGUGAAUGGUGAACUAGCAACUAGGGAAGUGAAUGAGUCUGUGGAGGCGGACCUGGAACACUCUGAGGUGGAAGAGGAACAGCAACAGUAUGCCAUUCAUUAUCCAAGAUGCACCAAUGGCAACCAUGAAGGACAUUCUAGGCAGGAAGAAGAGGGCACAUUAGCACGGUCAGCAAGUACUGAAAGUGGUUUUCAUAAUCAUACUGAUACUGCUGAGGGAGAUGUCAUAGCAACAACAGAAGAUGGCUAUGAAGGAGACAGAGUCCUAGAGAAUGAGGAUGAAAAUGCCUAUGCAGUACAAUACAGACCUGAGGCAGAGGAGUAUACAGAAAAUGCUGAAGCAGAACAUACUGAGACUAUUCAUAAUCGAACUCUUCCCAACCACUUGCACUUUCAUUCCAUUGAGCAUGAGGAAGCCAUGAAUGCUGCAUAUUCAGGCUAUGUGUACACCCAUCGGAUCUUCCAUCGAGGGGAAGAUGAGCAGUAUGCAGAACCCUAUGCUGACUAUGGGCUGCAAGAGCAUGUGUAUGAGGAGAUAGGAGAUACUCCUGACCUCGAUGUCAGGGAUGGUAUUAGACUAUAUGAACAAGAGAGGGAGGAGGCUGACAACUACCGAAAGGAAGCUUUGGGAGCCCGCCUCCAUCAUUAUGAUGAACGAUCUGAUGGGGAGUCUGACAGUCCUGAGAAGGAGGCAGAGUUUGCGCCCUAUCCAAGGAUGGACAGUUAUGAACAAGAGGAAGAUAUUGACCAAAUUGUGGCCGAAGUCAAACAGAGCAUGAGUUCUCAGAGUCUAGACAAAGCUGCUGAAGACAUGCCAGAAGCAGAGCAGAAUGUGGACACUAGUAAUGCUCCUAGUAAUGUGCAUCAUGAAAGCAACAGUCAGCUUCCAGUUGGCUCUAAGUCUUCUGCUAAUAUAGGAGAAUCAGUGCAACGAUAUAGCAAAGAAAAAAGGGAUGCGAUAUCACUGGCUAUCAAAGACAUUAAAGAGGCUAUUGAGGAAGUGAAGACCAGGACCAUUCGUUCUCCUUAUACCCCUGAUGAACCCAAAGAACCUAUAUGGGUUAUGAGACAAGACAUCAGUCCAACUAGGGAUGGUGAGGAUCAAAGGCCACUAGAGGAAGAUUCUCCAUCUCCUGAUUCAUCUUCACCUCAAGGUGCCGAAUCAUCAGGUAUGCAACAUCAUCAGGAUGUCUGUGGUAUGGCAGAAACACCCACUAAUAAGGAGUCACGAAAAAGUUUGGCUUCAUUUCCAACAUAUGUUGAAGUUCCUGGGCCUUGUGACCCUGAAGACUUGAUUGAUGGAAUCAUAUUUGCUGCCAAUUACCUUGGCUCCACUCAGCUUCUCUCGGACAAAACUCCAUCCAAGAAUGUGAGAAUGAUGCAAGCUCAAGAAGCUGUUAGCCGAAUCAAGAUGGCCCAGAAAUUAGCCAAAAGCAGGAAGAAGGCUCCUGAAGGUGAAUCUCAACCCAUGACAGAAGUUGACCUCUUCAUUUCAACACAGAGAAUAAAAGUGCUGAAUGCAGAUACACAGGAAACUAUGAUGGAUCAUCCUCUGAGGACCAUUUCCUACAUUGCAGAUAUUGGGAAUAUAGUUGUGUUGAUGGCCCGCAGGAGAAUGCCAAGAUCUAAUUCCCAAGAUAAUGUGGAAGCAUCUCACCCCUCCCAGGAUGGGAAGAGGCAGUAUAAAAUGAUGUGCCAUGUUUUUGAAUCUGAGGAUGCACAGCUAAUUGCACAGUCCAUAGGCCAGGCAUUUAGUGUGGCCUACCAGGAAUUUCUAAGAGCAAAUGGAAUAAAUCCAGAAGACCUAAGCCAGAAGGAAUACAGUGACCUUCUCAACACUCAAGACAUGUACAAUGAUGACCUGAUCCACUUCUCUAAAUCUGAGAACUGCAAGGACGUUUUCAUUGAGAAACAAAAGGGAGAAAUUCUGGGUGUGGUUAUUGUAGAAUCCGGAUGGGGAUCCAUCUUGCCUACAGUUAUUAUUGCCAACAUGAUGCAUGGAGGACCAGCUGAGAAGUCUGGGAAACUGAACAUAGGGGACCAAAUCAUGUCAAUCAACGGGACUAGUUUGGUUGGCCUUCCACUCUCUACAUGCCAGAGUAUCAUAAAGGGUCUAAAAAACCAGGCCAGAGUUAAGCUGAAUAUAGUGAGAUGUCCUCCAGUAACUACUGUCCUCAUCCGAAGACCAGACCUCAGAUAUCAGCUCGGCUUCAGUGUACAGAAUGGCAUUAUCUGUAGCCUUAUGAGAGGAGGGAUUGCAGAGCGAGGAGGAGUACGAGUGGGUCACCGGAUUAUUGAAAUAAAUGGGCAAAGUGUUGUAGCAACCCCUCAUGAGAAGAUUGUUCACAUCCUCUCAAAUGCUGUUGGUGAGAUCCAUAUGAAGACUAUGCCAGCUGCCAUGUACAGACUCUUGACAGCACAGGAACAGCCAGUUUACAUCUAAAGCUCACCUUCCUAGUAUGCAUGGAGGACUUCUCUCCUCAUUAGUGGUUGUGUUUUCUUGUGCUGCAUUUUGGUGUCUGCAGCAACAUUUUCUCUCCCCGCCCCCCUUUUAUCAUUUUGCUGUGUACAAAACAUUUUUGGUUGCACCGUUUUACUACUAGAAUUUUAUGUAAUUCUUCACAGCAGAGAAAAACAACCAAGAUUCUCUUUCUCCCUCACACACACACACCUGCAGUUGUUCAGGCUAUGUUAUCAUUUUGUGCUCCUGUGGCUGUUAAGACAGACAACACAAGUACACCAAAUGAAAGAAAGCUCUGUUUACCAAAUAGAUCAGACUAUAUGGUACAAUUCUCUCAGAUGGGAUUUGUAAAUUCGGUAAUGAUGUUGUGCUGCAUAUGUAAGAGGAAAGCACUCGAUGAUAUUGUUCUAAAGAAAAAAAUUGAGUUGUGUUUGAGGAAGGCAAGAUGGGCAACCCCCUCUCUCCCCCAUUUUUCAUCUGAGAAUUGCUUCCAUAAUGUACUCGGCAGGCACCUAUGUAUUAGGCAAGUUUUGCCUCAAGGGUAGUGUUUAUCCUUUGCUGAAAAUCCUCUGGGACUAAAUUUUGCAUUGUUGGUGGGAGAUUUUGCUACCAGAGUUUACAUGCUACAUGUAAGCCUUUCUCCCUCUGUUCUUUAGAGUACUUUAUUUUUAGGAGCAGUAUGGUUUUUGCAUAUGGCUUUUCUAAUCUCUGCUUUCUUUAGCUGUGUGUUGCAACCCUAAAUACCUAACUAAGUUAGGGGAGCAGGGGUAAGACUGCCGUGGACCUUAAUUUCCUAGAGUUCUUCAUUUAGUGAACAUGUCGCUGUAUGUGUGUGGAUGUGGGCUGACUGGUUGUCACAUUUUUAAACUGUAUGCUUGAUAUUUAUGAUCUUUUCUCAAGUCCAUACAGUUUUAAAUUGUUCUGUUAUUCUGAGCCAGUAUACUUUUAACAUAUCUCUGGUCCAAAAGUUUGUAUUUAAUAUUUUAAAGACAAGUUCUCUUUAAUUUUGGACCAUAGCAUCAUUGGAAUAGUUGAAGGGUAUACAUUUAAUUUAUUUUGUAAUAUAUACAUAUAUAAAUAAAUAUAUACAUAAAUAUAUAUGUGAAGUUAAUCUCAGACGUGGGAUCUAAAAGAGUAUGAUCACUUACUAUAGAUGCUUGUGCAAUGAGUGUUCCAAAAUGUUUUGGUGAUGGUAUUUAAAAUCAAGGUCAGUAGACUUCAGUAUUUGUAGCAAAAAAAAAAGUUCCUCUGGCACCUUGAACAUGAAUACAUUUAUCGAGACAUAUGUCUUAGUAGGAUACAGGCACAAAAACAUGUCAUAAUUACCUUGUCUCAAUAAAUGUAUUAGUUUUUAAGGUUCCCCAAGACUCUUAGUUAGUUUUGCUAUGGCAUACUAACAUGGUUGCCUUUCUGGAAUUUAUCUAUGUAUGAGGAAGAAAAAUAGGAGAUACUUUGUAUGAUGACAGCCCAGUGCACUAUUCAGGAAAGCACUGGUGCAUCAGUUAAAGGGGCUGGGAUUUGCAUGUACCUGUUGCAUAGAUAACUAAUUGCAUACUUUUGAGAUUGAGUGUUCUUAAUGGGUCUUGUAUGUGGAUACAUGGAUAUCCCACCACCUGCACCAAGCAUAGAGAGAGCAAGAGGGUGCUGGUGUGACAGAACUUUCAGCCACUUAAUGGGUAAAAUAAGUAGGCCCUGGGGAACCAGGGAAUUACUACCUCUAUACUCUAUCCCCCUUACACUACUGGAAGUGGCUACAUAAUAUAGGAAUAAUGGCAGGAUUUGAGGUUAAUUCUAUUCUUCCACCAAAGUUGUAAAUGAUUGCAUUUUGUUGCCCAUAACUUUGUAGGAAAGGGAAAUAGGAAUACAUAGCAAUCAAGGCAGAUUCUAGUUGCCUGAUCCUAUGCACCUAGAUCCACCUAAGCCCUUUUAAAAUCCUGAUUCUACAUAUUAUCAGUCUUUUGUUUAAAUUGGCUGCAGGUUAGAGCUUUGAAAACUUCAGAUAUUAUAGCUUUACUGAAACUGAGGAGAUGUGAACUUGGAUGCAGUCUAACCACUGAGGGUUCCAAGUAAGAGGAAACAAACAUACAAUAAAUAUUUUAAAAAAAUUGGCUGCCAGCUUUGAAAGAAAAACCAAAAUAAAAUAAAAUUAUAACUAUUAUCCAAAAUAUUUCACCAUUUACUUUGAUAUGGAAAACUUAAAAGAUUUAUGAAUGCCCCUUUUUCAGGUCUUAUAAAUAGCCUGAAAAAUAUGAAGUUCUGUGCAGAUUUUCCAUGUUUCUUUUUUAAAAGCAGAGGUCAAAUUUUUGCUGCUGAAAAAUAGAAGCUGCUAUACAAGAGAAGGAAAUAAACCUCAUUUGAGUAGCAGGAGUUAUUGAAAGGUUCAAAGUAGGAAUUUAUUGUGUUCAGUGUGAAGACACCCACAUUAUUGUAUUUUUCUUACAGGAUUUCAAACCAUGGAAUAAUCAUUUUUAAAAAUGCGGUAGUAUUAGUUUUCCAGUUUGCUGAUGAUAUUCUGUUCUCAGACUCAUACACCUUGAUCAAGAACACUGAGCUUUCCAAAUGGUCACAUGAACAAUGUUUAUAAAUAAUUAUAUGCAUAUAUGCAUCAACCAAUGGAAGUAUGAUAUAUAUUACAUAUAAUUUAGUUUAGGCACCAUACAAUGUCUCCUCCCUCCUGACCUCAUCAAUAGCCUUUAUUUUACAUUGAGGAAAGACCAUGCCUGUGCAAAGUCAUCUUGCCUCUAAACACGUAUUAAUUCUGCUUCUCUUCACACAAUCAAGUCUCCCACCCCUAUUUCCCUGUAUUCAAAGCAGAUAGUCCAGAAAUUUUCUGAAUUAAAAGCUAGACUUUUGAGGGUCCAGCUACUCCUCAGCAGUGUUACCUCCCAGAAUAGAUUUACUCCUACUUCUGGCUUAUCUAAGACAUUUAUUUUCAUAGAUUGUAGAGAGAGUUCUAUCAGAGUACAAAAGAGAAUAGGGCAGAUAUAAGAGUCAAAUAAAUCUGGACAUCUUUAUAACUUGAAUUACUAUGAAUGGAUUUCAGAUUAUUACAAAUAUGACAGAAAAUCAUGCAUUUCUCAAAUGCCUUCUAGUCUGUUAUUACCGUAGUCUUUAAUACUGGUUUGGAUAUGUGGGGCUGGUUCACAGAGCCAGAGGCUCCUCUUGAACACAUAAAUGCUCUUGAACCAAACUGUACAGGAUGUGAAUCCCCUCACAGUUGUAGAAACUGCUGUUGCAGUCAGAGAAAUCAUUGUUGUCUAUGUACAGCCUAGUUCAUACUAAGUUUUUUUCUGCACAGUUUAAGAGGAGAAACUUCAGUUUUUAUAACCAGCUAGUUUUCAACUCAUGCAGAAGAAUUUGAAUGAUAUGGGCUGGAAGGUUAGAGGUGACACCAUUGGUUGAAAGGUGAUGUUUUAAACAGAUCUUAAGAGGAGCAGUUACUGGAAGGAGAUUGCCUUCUCUAUGGGAUCAAAAGAACAGUUUAUUGUAUACCCCUUCCAGUUUGCAGAACUCCAGCAAGAAUGAUAACUGUGUACUUCAACAACUCUUCCAUGUUUACAAUAAAAUUGAAACUGCCUCUUGAUUUACCAUUUUUCUGUGUGUCUGGAUCAUGUUAUAACUUGCAAUAUGUUUCAGGAUUUCUCAGUGCAGGCUUUUGUGGUAGGGAGGGGGAGUUCUUUGUACUUCUCAGAAUAAAAAGAAAUCUGUGUCUGAAGAUGGCAAGUGUGUGUGUAUAUAUACAUAGAAAGAGAGCACAGUACUAAUAAAUAUGAAUCUGUACUAUUGUUCUGUAAAGAAGGUGAAUAGAAAUAAUUGAAAAGCGUUGGGAGAAGUAUAGUAUUGUAUUUGUAACAAUAUUGUUCUUUGUAAACACUAAACUUGAGUUCUAUAUAUAUACACACAAAAAUGUGAGCCUGGAAUGUUGAUACUGCACAUCUGCUGAAUGUAACUUUUCAGAUUUUUGUCACAGGUCUUUUUGCCCCUUCUCUGUAAUCAAGCUUACAGUGGUUUAAAGGGGAUUUGGUUUAAAAAAAAAUCUGGCCUCUGUUUUAUUGUGAUGUAUUCAUGUGUGCUACAUUCCUUUAUUUAACAGAGUGCUAAUAUCUGUAAGAUUUGCAACAAUAAACAAAUGUACCAACAAAAGCAUUAGAUACA
Molecule: messenger RNA, 6916 nt
Organism: Heteronotia binoei (common prickly gecko)
Lineage: Eukaryota; Metazoa; Chordata; Lepidosauria; Squamata; Gekkonidae
Gene: APBA1
Product: amyloid beta precursor protein binding family A member 1
Exons: 13
Coding region: 269-2743 (824 amino acids)
Biological process (GO): chemical synaptic transmission
Cellular component (GO): dendritic spine; cytoplasm; plasma membrane
Molecular function (GO): protein binding; amyloid-beta binding
Source: RefSeq, a predicted model, not a curated record